Xenopus tropicalis (tropical clawed frog) is the source of this 3776-nucleotide messenger RNA. RefSeq names its product retinoic acid receptor beta (gene rarb). NCBI's taxonomy places the organism in Eukaryota, Metazoa, Chordata, Amphibia, Anura, Pipidae. The coding region runs from base 634 to 1977 and encodes 447 amino acids. Gene Ontology annotation, molecular function: zinc ion binding; DNA binding; DNA-binding transcription factor activity. Gene Ontology annotation, cellular component: nucleus. Gene Ontology annotation, biological process: DNA-templated transcription; retinoic acid receptor signaling pathway; regulation of DNA-templated transcription. The record is from RefSeq and is a predicted model, not a curated record. The transcript is spliced from 8 exons.
CUGCAGGCUGGCUGCUAGUCUUUAAGCUGUGUGAGAAUCCUGGGAGUUGGUGAUGUCAGACUGGUUUGGGUCAUUUGAAGGUUAGCAGCCUGGGAAGGGUUCAUGGAAAGUUCACUCGCAUAUAUUAGGCAAUUCAAUCUUUCAUUUUGUGUGACACAAGUAGUAGGAAGUGAGCUGUUCAAAAGCAGAAGGAUCUAUUUGCUACAGAAGGGGGGACCGUACUGCUCGAUGACAUAAAUUUAGUUAUUUUUUCCGACUUUCGACUCAGUUGCUCACUGAUACAAGCAGCAGCUGAAUAGCUGCUACAGAAGGCUACAAGCACCUCCAGGAAUUUAGAUGCAUUUUGCCUGGAGCUGACAGCUUGGAUUUCUUCAUCUCCCCCCCCCCCUCUCCUCCUGCUCCGCUGGAAUGGCUGGGAAGCUUGGAAAAUAGUAAAUGAUCAUUUGGAUCAAUUACAGGCUUUUAGCUGUGUUGUCUGUCAUAAUUCAUGAUUCUGGUCUGGGAAAAAGACCAACAGCCUACGUGCCAAAAAAAGGGGCAGAGUUUGAUGGAGUUGGGUGUACUUUUUCGAUAGCAAUUUGCUGUGCACCUAAAGGAUAAGCACUUUCGCUGAUAUUCUGUAUAGGGGGAAUCAUGUUUGACUGCAUGGAUGUUCUGGCAGUGAGUCCUGGGCAAAUGCUGGAUUUCUACACUGCGAGCCCGUCUUCCUGCAUGCUCCAGGAGAAAGCUCUGAAAGCAUGCUUCAAUGGAUUGGCACAGACGGAUUGGCAACACCGGCACAGUGCUCAAUCUAUUGAAACCCAGAGCACGAGUUCAGAAGACCUGGUACCAAGUCCGCCAUCACCACCCCCACCACCUCGAAUUUACAAGCCCUGUUUUGUCUGUCAGGAUAAGUCAUCUGGGUAUCACUAUGGAGUCAGUGCAUGUGAGGGAUGCAAGGGUUUCUUCCGGCGGAGUAUUCAGAAAAACAUGGUAUAUACUUGUCACAGAGAAAAGAACUGCGUUAUCAAUAAAGUUACAAGGAAUCGUUGCCAGUACUGCAGGCUACAGAGGUGCUUUGAAGUGGGCAUGUCCAAAGAAUCCGUCAGAAAUGACAGAAACAAGAAAAAGAAAGAGCCUUCAAAGAUAGAGUGCAUAGAAAACUACGAGAUGACAGCAGAGCUAGAUGACCUGACAGAGAAAAUCAGAAAAGCUCAUCAAGAGACCUUUCCCUCGCUAUGUCAGCUGGGAAAAUACACUACGAACUCCAGCGCAGAGCAGCGCGUCCGGCUAGAUCUUGGACUUUGGGACAAAUUUAGCGAACUUGCUACAAAGUGCAUUAUUAAAAUAGUGGAAUUUGCAAAACGCUUACCUGGAUUCACCAGUCUGACCAUAGCAGAUCAGAUCACACUACUUAAAGCUGCUUGUCUGGAUAUUUUGAUUCUCCGAAUUUGCACAAGAUACACACCAGAGCAGGAUACUAUGACUUUCUCAGAUGGCCUUACUCUCAACCGAACUCAGAUGCACAAUGCUGGAUUUGGUCCACUCACUGACCUCGUGUUCACGUUUGCCAAUCAACUCCUGCCCUUGGAAAUGGAUGACACAGAAACUGGCCUGCUCAGUGCCAUCUGCUUAAUUUGUGAAGAUCGCCAGGAUCUGGAAGAGCCGGCAAAGGUGGACAAACUGCAAGAGCCGCUGCUGGAAGCGCUGAAAAUUUAUAUCAGAAAAAGGAGGCCCAACAAGCCACACAUGUUUCCAAAGAUUCUAAUGAAGAUCACAGAUCUCCGCAGCAUUAGUGCAAAAGGUGCGGAACGUGUUAUUACUCUGAAGCUGGAAAUUCCUGGGUCAAUGCCGCCGCUCAUUCAGGAGAUGUUGGAGAACUCGGAGGGGCACGAAGCUUCAGCAAGCAGUCCGAGCGAGGACAAAACAGAGCACAGUCACUGCAUCUCGCCCAGCUCAGAGGAGGAAUGUGUCAGCAAAUGUGCACAGGUUCAAUAGGACUCUUCCCUCCACUCCAGACAUUCCCACCAUUCUAAGCGCACAGGGAUGGAAAACAAAGAGCAUCAUUCUCUCCUCUGCUGACUUUGCAGAUCUGAUGUUCUGAUAAAACCCCCAAAAAAGACCAAGUUUGUUCUCAUUUAUAUAAACCUAUAUACUGUUGCUGUUUACAUUCUUGACUUCUUGGGACUCUAUUAGAAGAAAAGAAAAACCAGACAUUAAAAAAAACAAAACACUAAAGCAGCCAUUUUCCAGAACAAGAAAGAUAGCAUUUAUUUUCUCUUCCGAUCGACAGACUGCAUGAUCUUUCAAGACUGCUUGUUACAAAAGAAAAAAAAACACUAAGGGUUGCCUAUUGUGAAGCUGUUGUACAUAUUUCCUGUUCUGUCCUCUCUGCUGGAUGUUUGGUGCUUUCCUUCUGUCUUGCAUACAUGAAAUGAUCAAGGCAACAAGGUAACAAAACGGACUGUUGUACAAGUCCAGAGGAGAUACCAUAGUUACGAUGAAAUCUCUGUCCACACGUCCUUUGCUGCUUUUCUUCUUUAUCGCCUACCUUAACCGUGUGAGGAAACUAUCACUCCAUUUAUUAUCUGAAGAGUUUGCUAUCAGAGUAACUGCCUGUUCCAUGGAGAGGAAAUGUCAUUGUCGAACUGUCCGUCACUUUAUAACGGGAAGCAGGAGAGAUGGCGCGGCGAGCUCUAGGUUCUGGGCGCAUUACUGCAGUAAUGAUAGCCUCAAAGGCACUUUCCAGUGUUACAUUGUUUUUAUGUUUACUCGUUCACAAGCCAUUAGGAAGAUGUUUGUAUGUGAUUCACUACUUUGAGAGCAUAUGAGAUCCCUGAAUGAAACACUGUCGUUCCCAGGAAAAAAAAGUCUUGCUUGCACACUAGCCUACAUCCCAUACAGGCAGGCCGGAUUAUUCCCUUUGCACAAACUGGGAGCUUUGAGCACAGUUUCCUUUGACACACAUGUAAAUUGCAUGCAGGGUUUGUGCUGGCAGUAAUCAGGCGGCAGUUCCAAGGACCAGUGUUAGGCCUGAUGAGCACUCCCAUAAACAUCUACAUGCAACUCACAUGCAAGUCAAGGCGAAAGGGUUUGGGCACUUUGGGUGCCAUGUUUUUAUGUAGACUAUAAACACAGCAUCACAGUGCCCAAAAUCACCCCAUGUGCCAUCAUCCUUCAUAGAACUGGUGGCUAAAAUGUUGCUUACUCCAUCCUGAGAGCGCAUUGGCUGAAAAGCGAGGUCACCUCAUGGCAUGAAUUGCUAACAGAAGCCAUCUUCUUAGUUUGCAUCACUUCCUGUUCUGUAGGGCAGCUUUCUGCUCCACCAAGACAGUUGCAGACACGUAAAGCUUCCUUGAAACAGCUCAGAUGCUCCAUAUCUUGCUCAUUUACGUACACAGAAGUUGCUUAAACAUUAGCACAGACUUCAAGGAGUUUUAGCACCAAGCAGCCCCUUCCAGUCAAGGCACAAUCUGGCCAGAAAUCACCAAAACUGCAGCUGCCUCUAAUUCAAGUUCCAAGCAGGAAGUCUGCUUCCCCUUCCCUUUUAAACCCCCCCCGUUUGGAUCACAGUGAGUGUUGCCACAGUAGAAGAGUUAACACAGUACAAAUGUGGUUCUAGGUCUCAUAUAAAGCACUAGUGGAAUUUCUUGGGAUAUUUUAGCAAGUCUGUGAUGUAACUUCACUGGCUCUGUUUGUACAUUGAGAUUGUUUAACGAUGCUUUCUAUGUUCAUAUACUGUUUACCUUUUUUCCAUGGAGUCUCCUGGCAAAGAAUAAAAUAUAUUUAUUUUAAAA